Ceratotherium simum simum (southern white rhinoceros) is the source of this 342-nucleotide messenger RNA. The record is from RefSeq and is a predicted model, not a curated record. NCBI's taxonomy places the organism in Eukaryota, Metazoa, Chordata, Mammalia, Perissodactyla, Rhinocerotidae.
AUGUUCUACGUGCAAUAAGCUAAGAUGUCACAGACUGUGUCAACUGGGGAGACAAUCACCUUGAGUUGCAGUGUACCAGAUUCACUCCCAAGUGGGCCCACCUUAUGGUUCAAGGGGACUGGGUCAAGCCAGGAAUUAAUCUACAAUUUCAAAAGAGGUCUUUUUCCCAGAGUAAAAGAAAUUGGAUACAACACCAAAUCGGACAACACAGACAUUUCCAUCAGCAUCAGUGAAAUCUGUCUUGCAGAUGCCAGCACCUACUACUGCGUGAAGUUCGAGGAGGGGAAACCUGACAGGGAGUACCAGUCAGGUUAGGGCACCCAGGUCCCUGUUAUUGGAUGA